Messenger RNA from Coturnix japonica (Japanese quail), 3126 nucleotides. RefSeq names its product transcription elongation factor A N-terminal and central domain containing (gene TCEANC). The record is from RefSeq and is a predicted model, not a curated record. Gene Ontology annotation, cellular component: nucleus. Gene Ontology annotation, biological process: DNA-templated transcription. Lineage: Eukaryota; Metazoa; Chordata; Aves; Galliformes; Phasianidae.
GUGGUUGAUGACCCUUCACAUAGCAGGGGGGUUGAAACUACAUGACCAUUGUGGUCCUUUUCAACCCAGGCCAUUCUAUCAUUCUAUGAUUAGUUAGCAGAAAAUCUCUCACACUGGUUUGUUUGUUUGUUUUUCCCCCAUGCAGUGAUUUUCAUUUUUAAAACCUUUGGAUUCAGUACAAUGUUUUGGGAUGACUGUAUUUCAAACCUGAGGUAGUCUGUUUUAUUUAUUUUUUUGUUUGUUUGUUUGUUUUCUCCUUAAAAGCAAACUGACUUACUAGAUUUUUAUUGAUCACCAUUGCUAAUUCUUGUACAUGCAGUGACUCAUUAUGCCAUGUGGUCAAGUGUGAGAGAUGGUAAUGAUUUGGCAAGAAAGUACCUCAGCAGCACAGUAUUACAGAGCCUAAUUGAAAAUGCAAACCAGUUUCUAUCUUCACUUAGAAUUCAGAUGGAUGUUCCCAUACUUUGCUGAAAUUAAGCAGAAUGGAAAUGCCUUGUGUUACUUCUUGGAACAAGGAAGACAGCAGAAAACUGCUGACUGUUUGUUCAGCAGCAUUUGCCAAAUAGCAUUAAAUCAAGUGGGGUAGUGGUAAAAUUCCAAAUGUUUUAAAUGUCGGAUGAAAAAACAGUGUAUGGCACAAAGACUGGAUGAGGGAUUAAAACCUUCCCUCCAGUCUGUGACCAGGCACCUUUGGGCCUACAGGGUGUUUUGUUGUUGUUGUUGUUGUUUGUUUGUUUGUUUUUUGAGGGUUUAUUUUGCCAAAUAUUAUGCAAAUAGGUAUCUUAAAAAUGUAAAAUUUCCUAAAGGCCAUAGGGAAAUCGUUUUAUCCCCAAGGCUGGGCUUUCUCAUUGUGCACUAUUACACAAGGCUGCAUGGGUUUGCUGUACUACAGCCCCCUCAAGUGGUAAAACAUUUUCCCAUUUAAAACUGCAGCCAACUCCACCACCUCACUGUUGUGCCAUGCUCCAGAGAGUUCUGCUGAGUAAGAGGGUCACCCAGUUCUCUUUGCUGUUUGUCAUACGAGCUGAGGAAAGCACUUCCUCAGAAGUGAUUGUUUGGACAUAAACGUUUAAAAAUGUCUGACCAGAAAAAUAUUAUAUACAGAAUCCAUUGUAUUGAAAAGCUGCUCUCUGAGAACAAUUUCCAAGAUAUUGAGGAUCAUCUUAAAGAGCUUGAAGAUGUCAGUAUGACUGUAGAAUAUCUUCAGGGGACAGAAGUUGUCAAGGUUGUAUACAGAAUACUCAAGAGCUGCCCUUCAGUGGGGCUGAAAAAGAAAGCAAAGCAGCUAUUAGCAAGAUGGAAAGCACUUUACAAGAAUAGCCGUCUUCAAGCAGUGCAAGUGAAGAAGUCAAUUUCUGUAUGUGUGAGUGAGGAAACUGAACAUCUUGAGAUUCCCGUGGAACAGCUGUUGCCUGAAGGACCUUGUCAGCAGGAAGUAUUAGAUGCUGUCACUUCUAAAAGUUUGGUCCCACCACAAACUGUUAAAAAUGCAAGUAACAAUGCAGAAAUAGAUCAGCUUUCCCCUUUUGAUGAAGGGCAUAUUGAUAAUGAAGGUUCUAAACCUCUUGUUAAUGAAGGAGUCUCUCAGCAGGAUCACAUGAGAGCUCUGAGGUGUAAAUGCACAGAUCUUCUUUAUAAAGCUUUGACUGGUUCUGCCAAAGACAAGGAAGAAGCUGAUAGAUGGCUAAAGCUUUCUAAAGAAAUUGAAGAACAUGUUUUUGCUCUUCAUUCUAAAAAUGACAAAAAGUAUAAAAAUUGCAUCAGAAGUAAAAUCUCUAACUUGAAGAACCCUAAAAGCUGCAACUUAAAACAUAACCUUUUUUCAGGGUCUUUGAGUCCAAAGGCUUUUGCCGAGAUGACAGUGAUGGAAAUGGCCAGUAAUGAACUGAAACAGCUCAGGGCCCUGUACACAGAGUCCUCUAUUCAAGAACAUCAGCUUCCACAAGUUAUUAAUGGCACACAGACAAACAAAAUAAAGUGUAGGCGCUGUGAAAAAUCUGAUUGCACUGUCACUAUGAUUGCCAGAGGAACACUCUUUCUUCCAGGCUGGGUGCGAAACACAAAUCCCGAUGAACAAAUGUUGACUUUUGUUAUUUGCAAUGAAUGUGGAGAACAAUGGUAUCACAGCAGAUGGAUUUGUUUGUAAUGCUCGUUCACAUUAAGUCAUUGAAAAACACAGAUAAAAGAAGGUGCCUCUUGAAACUGUAUAGUGUGAAAUCGGAUAUUGAUACUACAUAGGCACAAAUAAAAAAUUGCAAAAACACUUUUAAAAAAUGCUAAAUUAUUUUGAAGAUCUGAUUCUUUUUUAAGUGGUAAGGCUAUGUGUUUAAAAAAGAAAAGUUCCAGUUUAGCAAAUUUAAUUUGCUAAAGUAUGACAAGAACAUCCAUCUAGUUGACAAAGAGAAGCCAUCUGAUGAUGUCUUUUUCAAUUUCAAUGAAGAUUUCAAUACUGUUUCUCACAGAAUGCUUCCGGACAAAAUGCCCAGCAUACAGUUAAACAAAAACAUAAAGUGAUGUGUAAGCAGUUGGCUGAUGGGAUGGGCCCAAAGGGUUAUAGUAAAUAAUAGUCCUGCUCUGCUCUACACUGUGUGGCUUCACCUCCUGCACUAUUGGAGAGUGUCCAAAGGAGGGUAAUGAAGGUGGUGUAGAGUCUGGAGGGUAAGGUGUAUGAAGAGCAACUGAGAUCUCCUGGUUGGCUCAACACAGAGCAGAGGAGCUGAGAGGAGGCUUCAUGGUGGCUGCGCUCAAUGGGAGUGGAGGACUCUGGGGACAGAGACAGGGCCUGAGGGAACAGCAUGGAGCUGUGUCAGGGGACAGGAAUGGGCAGCUGGGGGUUAGGGAAAGGGCCUAGACCAGAGUGCAGUGGGCAUGGAACAGUCUGCUCAGGUUAAUAUACCAGUUUAAUACUUAUUAUUAACUUGUAUAUUAAUAUGCCAGUUAAUACUUAUUAAUACUUGCACCCUCAGGAUUGCAAACUCACCAUUUUUAAGUAGUUUCCUGUGGUAAUCCAAUGCCAAGCAGGCAUUCCUCCAUUUCCUUCUUUCUCAGUCACAAUCAAACAUGAUUACAGUUUUUAACUGUAUUUGGUACAAAGCUAGACAUUAAAAGAUGAGCAUAUGUUUGUAA